This is a messenger RNA of Anopheles coustani, 5905 nucleotides long. RefSeq names its product LIM domain kinase 1 (gene LIMK1). The transcript is spliced from 8 exons. Gene Ontology annotation, biological process: actin cytoskeleton organization; protein phosphorylation. NCBI's taxonomy places the organism in Eukaryota, Metazoa, Arthropoda, Insecta, Diptera, Culicidae. Gene Ontology annotation, molecular function: protein binding; ATP binding; protein serine/threonine kinase activity. The record is from RefSeq and is a predicted model, not a curated record. Gene Ontology annotation, cellular component: nucleus; cytoplasm. The coding region runs from base 65 to 4435 and encodes 1456 amino acids.
GUGGUGGCGCUGGUGACCGCAGCUUCGCGGGGAUUACAGCGAACGGUCGUAGUAAAAUGCAACAAUGGGCGAGAACGGGGAAAAAGGGAAAAAAGACAGCACUGUGUGCGCUAGCUGCUACAACGCGAUAGAACCGGAACAGCAUGUGGCCGCCGUUGGUCAGUUGUGGCACGCGGAAUGCUUCAGGUGUUCGGUGUGCGAUGCACGACUGUCGAGCUGGUACUUCGAAAAGGAUGGCUUACUGUUCUGCAAGGAGGACCACUGGUCCAAGUUUGGCGACUGCUGUCAGCAGUGUUCUCAGGUUAUCUCCGGGCCUGUUAUGUUCGCAGGCGAUCACAAGUUCCACUCGGAGUGCUUUCGAUGUGAAUCGUGUAAAGUUUUCAUCGCCGAAGGGGAAACCUACACACUGCUGGAACGGUCAAAGCUUUACUGCGGUCAAUGCUACAAACGCCACCAGAGCGCCCUUGUAGAAGUGUCCCGUAACGGCACAACAACAACGUCCUCGAUUGUGCGCGGUGAGAAGGCAAAGCAACAACCACUUCCGCAUACGAUCCGUUUGGUGGAGAUACCCUGGACCAAUGCGCGUACCGAUCGUAUCCGACUGGCCACGGACGACAAACUGUUCGGUGCGUCCGGCAAGGGCGCUGGCGCCGGUUGCAAGAGCGUACGAAUAUCGGAGGUAACGCUCAAUUCGGAUUUGAUGUCAUUGCGCGUUGGCGACAAGGUACUGGAAGUAAACGGCACCCCGGUGCGCGAUGUGCCGUUGGAAAAUUUGCAAAAUCUCAUCGAAAACUCGACGGGCAAAGUGCUGCAGCUGACGGUUGAACAUGAUCCUGAGCUGCUCGAUCCGCAACAAAGACCGGUCAAUGGAGUUCUGUCCGCUUCCUACUGUGGGACGCAAUGUCCCGAUACCUGCAACAACAACGAGGAUGGGGAUAAUCAGUCCAGCCGGAGUCUGUCACCGAGUAAGCUGGAGCGUAUCUUUAGGAAAAACGAUGAGGGUUACAUGAGUGGAUCAUCGAGAAAGCUACAAAAACGCUUGAAAGAUGUCAAUUGCAAUACUGCUACCAAUAGUUUAAAGGAAAAAGAGCGCAGCUCCAGCAUGUCCCGGCUGCUCGACGAACAUCGCAGCAUUGCGGCCGGCGGCGAGUUCUAUGACCUCUCGCGUACAAAGUCGUUCCGCGUGGAACCGAAGGCGGCCCGUAUCUUCCGCGCGUCGGAUCUGGUGCAGGGUGAGCUGCUUGGGAAAGGGUUCUUCGGUCAGGUGUUUAAGGUGACGCACCGUGUAACGCAGGAGGUGAUGGUGCUGAAAGAACUGUACCGGGUGGACGAGGAGGCACAGAAAAACUUCCUCAAGGAAGUCGCCGUACUGCGCUCCCUUUCGCACCACAACGUGCUCCGCUUCAUCGGCGUCCUGUACAAGGACAAAAAGCUGCACCUGGUGACCGAGUUUAUACCGGGCGGGUCGCUCAAGGAGCUGAUACACGAUUCCGGCCAGCCGCUGAGCUGGGAGCAGCGAAUAUCGUUCGCACGGGACAUCUCGUGCGGCAUGAGCUACCUGCACUCGAUGAACAUUAUCCAUAGGGACCUGAACUCGCUGAACUGCUUGGUGCGGGAGGAUGGGACGGUGAUUGUGGCGGACUUUGGCCUGGCGCGUAUCAUCAAACAGCCGCUGCUCAGUACGGCCUACGAAAAGUGUCCCGCAGCAAACGGAAAUGGGACGAUCGGGAGGAGGGGCGUGCGCCCGCGGAGGCAACGGUACACGGUGGUGGGUAAUCCGUACUGGAUGGCCCCGGAGAUGAUGCGCGGUAACAAGUACGACGAGAAGGUGGAUAUUUUCUCGUUCGGCAUUAUGCUGUGCGAGAUUAUUGGGCGCGUGCAGGCCGAUCCGGACUACUUGCCGAGGUUGCCCGACUUCGGGCUGAACCAGACGGUGUUUCGGGAGAAGUUUUGUGGCCAGUGUCCGGAGCCGUUCUUCAAAAUUGCGUUCCUGUGCUGUGAUCUGAAUCCCGACAAGCGACCUCCAUUCCAUGUACUGCAAGACUGGCUAGAGACCAUGGUGACGAUGACGGCCUUGAAUAAGCCACUUCCGGCCAAGAUUGUGUACGACAUCGAGCACUUCAAGGGACAACGCAGCACGGAUUCGAGUUUGUGCACCACACCCGAUGGGCUGGCCACACCGCCACCCUCCUCCGCCGGGUACUCCCUCAAACCUUCGCUCAGCCGGAAGCGCAUCUGCGAAGGGCCGGAAGAUACGGUUGAACCACAACCGAAACUGAGCGACCUACAAACGACUUCUAGUCUGGACGUGGUGGACGGGGCUAUCGGCGGUGUGAGGCCACCGUGUACCACCGUAUCACCGCAUGCACCACAUGCACCACCCGCUGUGGAAAACAAUGGUGGCUCCUGUUGUCCCGAUAGCAACAACGGUUUCAUUGUGGCAGACUGUAUCGAAAUUCCAAAGUCACCGCACCUGGGAAAAGACUUUUCCGCUAAUGGCGACCGUAUUCGGGACAGUAUUCGAGCGAAACGGCGCCAUCGGAUGAUGCUGAGUCGUGAGAAUCAACGAAAGUCGCUCGAUUCUAGUGUUUUGGCGGCAAGGCUCGGUGCCGAUCGGUUGUUUGCCGACGUGAACGAUGCGGUUGACAAUGGAAGUGCCUCGGAACCGAUCAGUUUAAUCAUGACCAGCGAGAUGAUCGCGAACGAUGCUGCUAAAAUCGUGGACGCGAGUGCUGGUGGUCGGGAGCGACCUUCCACGGACGAACUGUUGGCUUCGGUGAAGGAUAGUUUGGAGUUGAACAAAUCACUCAUCGGUAUCGGGGACGGCAUGCGACCGAACGAUGGAGGAUGGGGUCCUAUUCCGGCCAAGGUUAAACAUUACGGCGAGAAAGGGUUCGUCAUCCACGUGCAAAAUGGACACCUUACGCUCAACAACGUGCGCGAUCUUGAAAACUGUUCCGAUUUUGAUUCGAGUUGUGACACUAGCCUUAACUACAUCGAGGUGAAUGGAAACCGGAUGGAGAGUGAAACCUGCGAGACGCCGGAGGUGGAGGUGAAGUGUGACGCCGUGGUUUCAAGCGCGAGAGGAGGACCCGCUCUGACUUCCAGUCCACCAGCUCCAUUGGAACCGGUCCACUCGACACGCGGUACAUGCGAGAAGGAAAAUAUCUCCACUGAAUCUCCGGUGCCAGCGUUGGGAAAGGCGAAAAUUACUCCAACCCAAACGAAGCCAAACUUUUCUCCCUUCACUCCGAUACCGGCGGAAAGGAACAGCUCGAUCGGUAACGGAACACUUCCGGCAAAGGUGGAGGAGAAAAAGCAACCCUCCAGUGCACAGAAAGCCGUCCAGUACACUAGGAAACUAUUUCGCAGUGCCAUGGAACCGACGCCAACGGUUUUGGCAAACUCUUCCAAGCCGGUUCAUGACCUUCCCGGAACGCAUCUUCCCUCGAGUACCGUUAAAACCAGCACCACAAGCCGUGGCCAUACCCGCACGGGUUCGUCCGAACGGUCGGCGUUGUUUUCGACAAAGCAGAAAAUUUCUCCUACCUCCGAUCCGGAACCGCAGCCCAGUUUCGGUGCAUCGCCCGGGGUGACAGGGGCGGGAAGCUCGGCACGUCCAAAGUCAAACACGGUGCUAAAUUCCGUGUUCUCGUACAAAUCGAAACCAAAUGAGCCCGUGAUGGACGGUGCGCGUGUGGCUCAUGGCGGUAACAUUUUCACUUCCAGUGGAUCCGUCGUACGACGCGCUGGCGCGAAAGGCGCCAGUGGGAAAGCGUCCCCGGGUGACGUGAUGAAUGCUGCGUGCGUUGAGAGUAUACCGCCGGCCACUGGUAAGCCACCGAUCAGUACCUACACUCCUGCGGCCCUCGUGGGAACCGGGAGCUCGGGUGGUAGCAUAUUGCGGCUCGGAAAAGGCACUCGCAAUUACCGUCCGGUGGAGAAGAUGACGGCCGCCGCUGGCGAGUGUAGGACGGCCACCGGGGUGAGGGUGGAAAAGUACACAACGCUUUCACCUCCGAGUGGAAGCAGUGGCAGCAACUCUCGAACGAACUCUCCCUCGCCACCCGUACCGAACGGGACGCGUUCUUCGGUUGGUGGAACGGCGGGAAGUCGCACCAUCGGUAUCCUUUCACCGUCCAGCAUUCGCCGGCUAAAUGCACGCCUGCUAGAAGCACGCAAGGGUAAUGGGUCGUUUGCGUCGGAACAGCCGACUCCGACCGUACCGACGGUCGUUCCCCGGGCCAAGGUGGCGACAAUUGUUUCCAUCUCCGGUGGCACCAAGCUACCGGGUGUGGCACGAAAAGUGCCUCCGAUAACGGCUAGCUCUAGUGGCACCGGUAGAGGUACGAUUAUUAGCGCUGUUGCCGGAUGCUCGAGAGAGCGGCGAUCCACCCGAUGUCCAGGCGGGGGUGGUCCACACAUGGGUGUGUAAAUUUGUAUCUGCAUAGAACUAAGCUGUAGCGGCUUAAAAUCGCUUUACAAAAGUGUCGUGUUAGAACGGUUGAAAAACCUUCCUAAGAACUUUACGUUUAAAGUUUCGGAGUACCAUAAUGAAACUCACAUGAGAAAAAGACGCUCACUCUUUCCAACAGUAUUGCAAUUGCAAACCCUUGAUGUAACUGCAAUUUGCAAACGAAAAGCAAUCUACUAACGGCUCAACGCGAAGGAAGCGAAGGAAUGCAAAGUUUACCAACAACUCUCACCUCCAAACAAGCCUGUCCGAAAGGCACCGCACCGGUUUAAAUACGACUUUUCUUCCAAGCACCUUUUAUUCAAGCACCCCAUUUUCGCCGGAACGGUCAACAUGAGCGUACGGCACACCAGCCACAAACGACAACUACUUAUUACCUACUAACUCUACCUACCAAUACACACCUAACUGCUAACUGUUUGCCAUCGGUUCCGCCUGCUCGGAUCGAUGGAAUGUUGCGCCUGUUUUAUCUGUACCGAAGGCAACUUUGUGCCCGCAUCAUUUGCUCUGGCGUUUGAGGACCCCACACAUCAUUUGGGGUUUCAAUUGUCAAGCAUCCUUGGAUGCUUCUGUGUAUAGUUUAUACUUAUUGUAAUACGUUCCAUGAAAAUACGUUAGAUUUGGUUGAUGCAGAACCGUGAAAAUUCCAGCAUACCCCUAAAAUUCCAUUAACUGGCUGCUAAAAAUGUUUUUGAAUACGCAUUAAGAUAAGCGACAGCUCAGCGCGUUGAUAUUUUACCAAACAAAAGUGUAUAAGUUUUUAGUAUCGUUAGUUUAUAUUCGUUUUAACAAAAAUGACAUCUUCAUCCUUUUUUAAACUGACUAAUACUCUCUCCUGUCCCCGAUCUCUAUUUUUUAUGUGUUUUGCACAUAUGUUUCAAAGGCGCUGAUGCUUUAAAAAGACUGCUUUUCUUCCGCACACCCCACAAUGUAUUAGGAUCUUUUCUUAAUGAACCUUACUUUGGAAUCUAUAUUUUUAUGACAAGUAGAUCAACAACAGCGAAAACACCCCCUUAGCAAGAUGAAGUUACUAACCGGACUGUGAUAUUGUGAAUUAUAUGGAACGCUGUAGUGUAUAGAGAAUGCAUUCGUGACACUUUAUUACAUUUGAACCGUUUAGUUUUUAGCAGUAAAAAAAAAGUUCGAACAUUAACGUGACUCUCGUCGGCUGAGGGAGCCAGGACCAGGGGGAGAUCCGUAACCCAUGAAGCAAAAGACAUUACCGAAAAGUGGUAUCGCACUCAAGAAGUAGAGUAGAGUAGAGAAGUGUCCCCAGGUCGACCGAAGGACGUAGUCGUUAGUUACACUUAGUUUAGCACCUUAAGUUUUACCAUUUUAUUUUGAUAAGAGAGCAUGACGAAAGCAGUGUAUGUUAGGGUUAGGCGAUGCUGGUUCCGAAUGAAAAUAAAACAUUCGUCAAGACUUCCACUA